Molecule: messenger RNA, 1833 nt
Organism: Salvelinus fontinalis (brook trout)
Lineage: Eukaryota; Metazoa; Chordata; Actinopteri; Salmoniformes; Salmonidae
Product: zinc finger protein 726-like
Exons: 2
Coding region: 130-1008 (292 amino acids)
Biological process (GO): regulation of transcription by RNA polymerase II
Cellular component (GO): nucleus
Molecular function (GO): RNA polymerase II transcription regulatory region sequence-specific DNA binding; DNA-binding transcription factor activity, RNA polymerase II-specific
Source: RefSeq, a predicted model, not a curated record
GUUGCACCUUACAUGCAAAAAGCGCUCAAGAAGACUGCCAUGAAAUUUGACUAGUUUGCCAAUUUAUGAAAUUUCAUCCGAGAACUAUAUACAUUUAAACGUUAUUUUCUGGUCCUGAGUGGAGUAGACAUGGCUGACCAGGAAACUGGGACCAAUGGGCUGGGUAAGAGGGCUGCAGCAGGUGCUGCGGUUUUCAAAGUGCGUGAGGCUGCAAUGGCGAUUCUUCAAAACGAAUCUACUGGUAACCUGAAAGUACAAAAACGGAUUGCCCCAUCGACUCCUUUAAUUGUACCCGAUCCUUCCCUGAAGCCGUACAAGCGGCCACCCAUUCUGCUAUUGCCACCUUCGUACAGCGCCAAUCCAGUUGGAGGAUUUACCUGUGAGGUGUGCGGCCAGAACUUCUUCUCUUUUCCUCAGAUGGUGAGACACAAACAGUUCCAUGACGAAGAAAGGCCCUUUCCCUGUGGUGUGUGUGGGAAACGUUUCCUGAGCCGCAGCCACUACACUGAGCACCAGCGGGUUCACACUGGGGAGCGCCCCUUUCCCUGCGACCAGUGUGAGCGCUCGUUCACCACACACCACAACCUGAAACGUCACCAAACCAUCCAUGCCAAAGAAGAGGCGUACCGCUGCCGGAAAUGUGGGGUGCUCUUCUGCCAGCGUCACGAGUACCCCAGGGGCAUACCCAGACCCGACCUCGAGCCUCGACCUGGGUUUGAGUCCACGUCCACGUCCACGAUGCAACCAACACCUCCCAUUCAGGUCACACUCACACCCAAGCAGCUUAAGAAGCUCAACAAGAAGCUCAACAAGAAGCUUAAUAAGAAGAGCCAUGAUCUCUCAACUAAACAUGAUCAUUCUAAAAAGAAGAAAAAGAGGAGUAGAGUCAAACAUCCAGGCCCAGCAGAGAAAGUUAAUUAUGUGCGUCAAGAGGAACUUUGGCCUGUGUUGUUAACUAAAGGAGAAAAAUUGCAAAAAGUUGCUUAUGACAUUGAGGUUCUUAUAUGAUCCCAAAUGAUGAUAAAAUAAAUGGGAUAAUUAGUCCGAUCAUGAUUUAAAAAAAUAUGUUUGUUUUGUUUCAUCUCCACCGAUGUGGACGCUGUUUCAGAAAGGAGUUAUACCAUGAAACACUUGUUUUGUUUCAUCUCCACCGAUGUGGACGCUGUUUCAGAAAGGAGUUAUACCAUGAAACACUUGUUUUGCCUCGCAUCAUGAUUUUGGUAUUUAUUCCUUCAUGAGUUUGAGAAAAUAACUUUCCACAAUUGAUCAUGAUUUUGAAACAUUCUGUCAAGCAUUUCAAGUGAUUAACUGUCCUCUGAAAUGUUAUGGUUUUGCUUUUGAGAUCUUGACUAUUUUUUUGUAUUAGAAUAGAAUAUAUACAUUUUUGAGUUAUGAUUCAUUCAGUUCUUUUGAUCCAUUGCCAUGUAAGGGCUAGUGUCCAUGCAUUAUUAAAUGACAUGCUAUUAAACUAGUUAACUCCUCUGAUGUGGCACAUCAAAAUGUAUUCAUCUGCUUUUUAGAUUAUGUUCAAAAAGGCCUGUAGGGUUUCUCUCUGGGCCUUAACCAUUGAGUUGUCCAGAAAUUGAACUUCACCAAUUUAUGUACGCAUAAAUAAUCAGAUGCAUUGCUGUUGAUUAAUUACUAAAUGUACCUGUCAUAAGAACAAGUGAAUCCCUAUAUCUGUAGUCUGUGUAAUGUGGACAGUGUUGUUAAAUUUGUGUAGCAAAGUCUAUGUAUGUCGAAAUGAUACGUCUCCAGUUGAAUUCUGCAUAACUACCUCAGGCUGAUUGUAAAUGUAUUUUUUAAUUGAUAAUAGGAUUACUUACACAUUUA